This is a messenger RNA of Trichomonas vaginalis G3, 732 nucleotides long. RefSeq names its product C2 domain-containing protein family. Gene Ontology annotation, molecular function: calcium ion binding. The coding region runs from base 1 to 732 and encodes 243 amino acids. NCBI's taxonomy places the organism in Eukaryota, Parabasalia, Trichomonadida, Trichomonadidae. The record is from RefSeq and is a predicted model, not a curated record. The transcript has a single exon.
AUGUCGUAUACUCUCCACGUCCAAGUCAUCGAAGCCCGUAACCUCGCAAAAAUGGAUACAUUCGGAAAGAGUGAUCCAUAUGCUGUUCUUCAACUUUCAGGAACAAACAGAAUUCUCAAAACAGGAUACAAAGAUAAUACUUGCGAUCCACGCUGGAAUGAGCAAUUUUCACUUCCAGUUAACGACCUUAACGGAACUCUUCACGUUCUUAUCAAGGAUAAGGAUGUCUCAUGCGACGAUCCAAUGAGUAAGCUUGAGCUUCCUCUCAGCCAAAUCAGACCAGGUCAAAUCGUCGACCAAUGGUACAGCCUUCGCCCAAUGCCACACGUUAAGAGAGGCGGUGAUAUCCACCUCAAGCUCCAUAUGGCAGCUCCAAAUGAGGCUCCAUUCCAGCCAAGACCACAAGGCUAUCCACCAAUGGGUGGUUACCCACAAGCAGGAUAUCCUCCACAGGGAGGUUAUCCACCACAGGGUUAUCCACAGGCAGGAUAUCCUCCACAAGGAUACCCACAGCCAGGCUAUCCACCUCAGCAAGGAUACCCUCCACAACCAGGUUACCCACCACAACCAGGCUAUCUUCCACAGCCAGGAUAUCCACCACAACCAGGUUAUCCACCACAGCAGGGUUAUCCACCAAUGGGUAAGCCAGGAAUGCCACAACCAGGCUAUCCACCACAGGGAUACCCACCACAGCAAGGCUAUCCAGGAGCUUAUCCAGGCCAAUACCGUUAA